AUGGAUCCUCUUUUCAACAUCACCGACAGCCCCACUAUCCCCACCAACUCCACCAACGGGACCGAGUACUGGAACCAGUUCGUGCAGCCCGCGUGGAGGAUCGCGCUGUGGGCCAUCGCGUACAGCUCCAUCGUGAUCGUGUCCGUGGUGGGCAACGUUACGGUGAUCUGGAUUAUUAUGGCUCACAAACGCAUGAGGACUGUGACCAAUUAUUUCCUCCUCAACCUGGCGUUCGCGGAAGCCUCCAUGUCCGCUUUUAACACCGUCAUCAACUUCACCUACGCCGUGCACAACGAGUGGUACUUCGGCCUGAUUUACUGCCGCUUCCACAACUUCUUCCCCGUGGCCGCGGUGUUCGCGAGCAUCUACUCCAUGACGGCCAUCGCGCUGGACAGGUACAUGGCCAUCAUCCACCCCCUGCAGCAGCGCAUGUCCUCCACGGAGACCAAGGUAGUGGUGGGGGUGAUCUGGGUCCUCGCUCUGCUGCUGGCCCUCCCUCAGUAUUACUACUCCAACACGGACCAGCUGCCCGACCGCGUGGUCUGCUACAUCGACUGGCCCGAGUACAGCCUGCUCGACUUCAAAAAGAUGUACUAUGUGUGUGUGGCCAUCCUGAUCUACUUCCUGCCUCUGCUGGUGAUGGGAUGUGCUUAUCUGGUGGUGGGACUCACUCUCUGGGCCAGUGAGAUCCCCGGAAACUCUUCUGACCGCUACAAGGAGCAGCUGACCGCCAAACGCAAGGUGGUGAAGAUGAUGAUUACGGUGGUUUGUACGUUUGCCUUCUGCUGGCUGCCGUACCACGUCUACUUCCUGCUGCACCAGUUCUUUCCGGACAUGUUUGAGGAAAGGUUUAUCCAGCAGGUGUACCUGGGCAUCAUGUGGCUGGCCAUGAGCUCCACCAUGUACAACCCCAUCAUCUACUGCUGCCUCAACGACAGGUUUCGCGCUGGUUUCAAACAGGCUUUCCGCUUCUGCCCCUGCGUCCCUCGAGGAUCUUACGAAGGUCUGGAGAUGAAGUCCACUCGCUAUCUUCAGACCCAAACCAGUGUUUAUAAAGCCAGCCGGAUGGAGACCACCGUGUCCACCGUCCUGCAGGUGGCGGACGACAUGGAGCAGCAAAAGGUGAAGAUGAUACCAUGUCCACGGCCCAUUGAACCAGCAGUCGGUGCCAGCUCCUCUCUGGAUCUCACCUCCAACGGCUCGUCCUCUCGGAGCGUCUCGAAAACGGUCUCAGAGACGUCCAGUUUCUACUCCAGCAACAACCUGCAGGAAUAACAACCUGAAACACGGCAGGAAGAGAGCGAGUUGAUGUUCUCAUAGCUGUGUUUUCUCAUGUGUGUAGUCAUGCAAAAGAACGGUGUGAAUGUUCUGAUGAAUAUAUUUCCAGUGUGGAGCUCUGCAAGUGAGACGAAGUCCCUUUCCUUACCCACAAUGCCCCUGUAUAA
Molecule: messenger RNA, 1445 nt
Organism: Trematomus bernacchii (emerald rockcod)
Lineage: Eukaryota; Metazoa; Chordata; Actinopteri; Perciformes; Nototheniidae
Gene: tacr1a
Product: tachykinin receptor 1a
Exons: 6
Coding region: 1-1275 (424 amino acids)
Biological process (GO): positive regulation of flagellated sperm motility; G protein-coupled receptor signaling pathway
Cellular component (GO): sperm midpiece; plasma membrane
Molecular function (GO): substance P receptor activity
Source: RefSeq, a predicted model, not a curated record